Molecule: messenger RNA, 571 nt
Organism: Cuscuta campestris
Lineage: Eukaryota; Viridiplantae; Streptophyta; Magnoliopsida; Solanales; Convolvulaceae
Source: the annotation of a GenBank genome assembly
CUUACAUUCUUCUCCGCCCUCCUGCAGAUAAAAAGCCCACCUACUCGCUGCAAUUAGCUCAUCAUCGUCGAAUUCACCUCCACCAUAACACCACCGGAGUCGAGCUUAUCUCCGCCGUCUCCCACCGGGGUGUGUCAUAGUCGUGUCCUCCACGCGAUUUCUCCUCAGAUAAAAACUGCUUUGACUUGCAUAAUGUCUCGUAGUAACCGCAAUGCCAUUGUUGCUGUUGGGUUAGUAGCCUUUGCUGCUGCUGGCUUAGCAUUCCCAUUUUACAUGGCGUCAAGAUCAUCAAGUUCAACACCGGUGAUUGAUGCAUCGAAAGCGCUACCUCCACAAGCAACUUUCCGCGGGCCUUAUAUCAAUACUGGCUCGCGUGAUAUUGGACCUGAUCAUAGAACCUACUCUAAGAAAUAAUUUGUCGCACAUAAAUUUAUGCAUACUGUAAUAUGCAUUUUGGGGCAUUCCGGGUUUCAACAGUACGCCACCGUUUGGAAAUGUGUUGUAGACUUGCAAUCUUAAUCAUCAGCUUAAACCCAUGGCCACCAAGCAGCAAUAGACUCGUACAAAUUGG